Molecule: messenger RNA, 888 nt
Organism: Mesorhabditis belari
Lineage: Eukaryota; Metazoa; Nematoda; Chromadorea; Rhabditida; Rhabditidae
Source: the annotation of a GenBank genome assembly
AUGGCUCGUCUACUCGUGACUCUUGCCGCCACUGCUAGCGGUGUCGCUAUUUUUGGAGCACUCGUUUGUGUUGCCUAUUUAUUCAAUGACAUCAACAAUUUCUACUCAGAGUCACUCGAGGACAUGGCUGAGUUCAAGGCCUAUGCCAACGAUGCGUGGUCUCAAAUGGUCCUAACUACCGCUUCUUCUGGUUCUUCGGCGGCUUCUCGAAACACCAUAUUCGGUCGCCAUAAGCGUUCGGGAGCUGCUUGCAAUUGUGGAGAGCAACCCAACAGCUGCCCACCAGGACCACCCGGACCCCCAGGAGCCCGUGGAGAUGAUGGAUCUAAUGGAGACGCCGGACAGCCAGGAAACCCCGGACAAGCUGGACUCAAGAUUCCAAAUGACAGCUAUGAUGUCAAAUCAUGCAUCGUCUGCCCAGCCGGACCUCCUGGACCACAAGGACCCGAUGGUGAUUCUGGACCAGCUGGACCCGACGGACAGCCCGGACAAGAUGGAGAACCAGGAAAUGAUGGACAGCCCGGAUUCCCUGGACAACCUGGAGACGCUGGACAAAAUGGAACCCCCGGAAACGCCGGACAACCUGGAGCCCCAGGACAGAACGGAACCCGUGGACGUGGACAACCCGGACAGAGAGGAGCCCCUGGACCAGCUGGAGCCCCAGGACAGCCUGGGCAAGAUGGACAAUCUGGACAGCCAGGAAACCAAGGCCCACAAGGACCCGAGGGACAACCCGGAGCCAAUGGACAGCCCGGACCCGAUGGACAGAGCGGACAGCCCGGAACCGAUGGAACCCCCGGCCCAGAUGCCGCCUACUGCCCAUGCCCACCCAGGUCAUCAGCCAUCGUCGGUGGACCCUCAAGCGGAGGAUAUCGUCGCCGUCGUGCU